UUUGUGAUCUGUGAUCUAUCACUUUGUCUGUGUCUCUGACAUUCCGUUUACCCUAUUACAUUUCCAUAAACAACCCGAGUUCAACAUUAUUUUCUUUAAAUAUUGUAUGAUUGUUAACUGCAUGGGAAUAACUGAGUUGAUCUUCUACACCCAAAUCUGUAUCAAGUCAUGUUAUCAGUGUCAAUCCACUUCAACUGUGACAGAUUAUUACAGUAGUAAAUAAUCGCACUUCAAUUUAACGUUGAUUAAAGAGUUCAUAAGAAUGUAAAUAAAAUGUAAUUACAUUUUUUUUAGCUAAAUCCCGCCUUCAUUCCAAAACGAGCCAAUUAAAAUCCAGAAAUAGAUUGCACGUAAAUAAACACGGCAAAGUGACCCCCCCUCGUCCCCCGGCUAUAAACACUUGCAAGGCUGCAGCUUUUGCAGAGCACAUAGCUAGCGUGUUAGCCGGGGUAGAGUGCUAACAUAGCUAGCUGUAUGACCUAGCAUAAAACAUCUGGUAAAUUUUUUUUAAAAAUCAUUAUUUGCCCCGAAAAGUCGUCGACAUGUCGGCUUUUUCAGAGGUGGCUUUGGAGAAGAAACUAUCGGAGCUUAGCAACUCUCAACAAAGUGUCCAGACACUGUCACUGUGGCUUAUACAUCAUAGAAAACACUCGAAGACCAUCGUUAACGUUUGGUUCAACGAACUGAAAAAAGCCAAGGUGUCCCGGAAGCUCACUUUCCUCUACCUUGCCAAUGACGUAAUCCAAAACAGUAAGAAAAAAGGACCCGAGUUCACCCAGGACUUUGCUCCUGUUAUCGUUGAUGCCUUCAAACACGUGUCCAGGGAAGGGGAGGAUGGCUGUAAGAAACAGCUGGGGCGUGUUCUGUCCAUCUGGCAGGAGAGGGCUGUAUAUGAGAACAACCUGCUGGAUCAACUGUCAGACGUGCUGUUGGGAGAGAAAAAGGCUAAGAAGAGGCCAUAUGAAGAGAUUAAAUUGGACGACCAGGACUUUGCCUCCCAGAGCUCCCCAGCAGGGCCCCCACAGACGGCAGAGUUGAUCCGAGCACUCCAGGAGCUGGAGAACGCGGCCUCUGGGGACUCAGCGCUACGCCAGCGCAUCUCAUCCCUGCCCGCCGAGGUGCAGGACACGUCACUCCUCCACAGGAUCACAGAUAAGGAGCAGGGCGAGCGGCUGUCCAGGCUAGUGGAGGAGGCCUGCAUGUUGCUGGCAGACUACAGUGGCCGUUUGGCCGCGGAGAUCGACGACCGGCGGCAGCUCACACGUACGCUUACCCAGUUUCUGCACAGCCAGAGGGACGGCCUGGCCCAGAACGAGCAGAAACUAGAAGAAUACAAGCGUAAGCUGGCACAGGUGACCCAGGUACGGAAGGAGCUGCGUUCUCGUCUCAGCAACCUCCCAGAACUCUCUCUGCUUCCCAGUGUAACUGGCGGACAUUUGCACCUGCCCUCGUCUGCCGUCGAGCUCUAUGACCCCACAGCCUGACAGAUCACCUGUGUUUCUCAUCCCUGACUGACCAACUGCCCUUGCCCAUCCACCCUGUGGCCACCUCGGAUUCACACAUCUCUCUAUCAUGUGGUCAUCACUUCAUCUCUUUUAUGUUUCAAUUUCCCUAAUUGCUCUUGAUCAUGCGUGCAUAUUGCAUCAUACUCGUGUUUGACAUAGGUUUUAUCCGAUCUUUCUCUGAGUAGUCAAGUUCAUCAUUGCUCCUCUACUGAUACUGUUUAUACCUCUUUUACCCACCAUUAUAUAAUCCUCCAUUCGCCACAGUAUACUGCGUCCCUGUUAUUCUCUUUACAAUAAGUCACUUGAUUGAUAUACGUAUAUUGUAUGUUUCGACAUCUAGUGCAAGUGCUUGACUUAUGUAGCAGACUGGAGUAGAGUAGGGGCUCCUGAAAUGCUCCUGUUCCUUCUACAGAAUAUUAGCUUAAAAGUAUGGUGGAGCUUCUGAACCCAAAGAUAAACAGUAGAACCAGCCAGAAUGAAAGUUGGCAUAGAUUUCAGUCCAAGUCAAGCACUGUCUAUUGCUAUUUAAUGAAAGGCAUGACCCAAGUUUCCAUGCAUAAUGCACUCCUUUUCUUUCCCUCUUUUGUCCUUCCUCUGAGUACAUACAGUACCAGUCAAAUAUUUUGAUACCCAUUCAAGUUCAAGUCCAGGCUUUUGGCUUGUACUGUGUAUUCUGAAUGCCCUUAGCUUACACUGAUGCUCUGCGGCACCUCUUCUGUUUCCUCUCCCUACCUAACCUCAACCUCUGAAAAUGGUCAUGAAGGUGUUGUGAUAUUUUUGUAUUUAUAGUGAAUUUAGAUAGCACCAGAAAUUGUAUAAUGCAGUGGUCCCAAUGAAUAUAUCCCCUCAAUGUGGUAUCAUUAUAAUCAGUUGCAGUAUUUUUUAUUAUGAAUGAUUAUCUUUGUGUUCUUUUAUAACUGCUAUAAGUUGUAUUCUCAUUGUGCUUACACAGCUCGCUAGGGUUUUAGUUCUGGCUCUCGGGUACUUCACCAAUAACAGGGAUGGUGUUCUAUUUUAAUGGCCUUAAAAUAAUUAAGCCUGUUCAGAGAAGUUCUCUUGUCCAGAUUUGAUUGUGAAAUCAUGUUGAAAUUAAAUGGACUAGUUGGUAAGUGAACUAAUGCAGAAAGACACAUAUUUUCAAUUUGUUUUACUUUGUUUUAAAAAAACAAGAAAACAGAAACCUGAAUUGUUGAAUAUAAACAUUCUUAGUGAAAACCACAUUGUUUGAUGGGGUCCUCUUGCAGUCUUUUACUGUCAACCUGGGCUUGACAAGUCAAGGUAGUCAUUCCAAGAAAUCCAUGGGUCUCAUUGCAGAUGCAGCUUAAUAGAAGUGUAAUGUCUCCAUAAUAGUUGAAGCCUUUCCCAUAUUGAAACAAGUGAUUGGAGACAUAAGUGUUGUGUGCUUGUUUACUGUAUUACUUACUGCUCCCUGGUUUUAACCUCUACUGAAUGAUGUGCAGUCACCUAUGACAACUAUGCUCUUCAAAGAUGUUGAAGGGUUCCACUGUUUGCAAAACCUAACUUAUUUCACUGAUUUAGAGGUGUUCGUUGAAACACAUUGUUGUAAUGCGUUCAGUUCUCAGAACCAAAUAAACAGCAAAACAGGAGAAUUAAUCAAGA
Esox lucius (northern pike) is the source of this 3125-nucleotide messenger RNA. RefSeq names its product regulation of nuclear pre-mRNA domain-containing protein 1A. Gene Ontology annotation, molecular function: RNA polymerase II complex binding. Bases 543 to 1484 code for a protein of 313 amino acids. NCBI's taxonomy places the organism in Eukaryota, Metazoa, Chordata, Actinopteri, Esociformes, Esocidae. The transcript has 7 exons. Gene Ontology annotation, biological process: mRNA 3'-end processing. The record is from RefSeq and is a predicted model, not a curated record. Gene Ontology annotation, cellular component: RNA polymerase II, holoenzyme.